CCGUUCCGAUUUCCAACUCUGACAGAUUCUUCAUCUUCUCCCAAUUUUCUCUGCGGUCCCAGUUCCUUCUUCGUUCUUGAUCUGUCGAACCCGGAAUUUCAGAUUCCCUUCAUUCUGAUUGUUCAGGAUAAGUUCAAUUUGAUUCGUUUCGCAAAACCCCUUUCUCUUCCUCUUCUGAAUGAUAUAUUUGGAGUUUUGUGAUUGCAUGCCCUAAUUUUCGCUCUGAAAGUAGAAAGUUCGUUGUUCGAAGUUCUAAUCGCUAGGAUGCGUAAUUCGAUCCCACAGCCUUCUUCCCCCAUCCGUGCGGUGGAUAAUUCGCCUCUGCUCGCGCACUCCGUCGCCGAUGGCCUUUUCCGUUCGCGAGGGUUUAUUCGCCGUUCGCCUCAACCUCUUCGCGGAGCGGUUCGUCUUCUCCGCCGUGCAAGUGGCCGGCAGAUGAUGCUUCGAGAAUCCUCCGUUCGUGUCCGCGAGAACGCCGCGGAGCAGCUGGAGGAGCGCCAGAGCGAUUGGGCGUACUCAAAGCCGAUUAUCCUUUUGGACCUUCUAUGGAACUUGGCCUUCGUCGCCAUUAGUUUCACUGUCAUAGGGCUCAGCACGAGUGAAAAACCUUCAGUGCCGCUCAGAUUUUGGAUCAUUGGAUAUGCUAUGCAGUGUAUAAUUCACAUGUCCUGUGUAGCUACAGAGUAUAAGCGGCGGCGCUCAACAAGAGAGCUCGUCGGAUUGGACCGUAGCGGUGGCUGGACGAGCAGCGAGGAUUCAAAUUCGAUAUCCGGAAGCGAUGGCGAUGAUUAUGCGACCGAGCUCACUGUGAAUGACGAUGAACCGAGCAAUCUUGUGAAGCAUAUUGAGUCUGCAAAUACCAUGUUCUCUUUCAUUUGGUGGCUGUUGGGCUUUUAUUGGGUAACUGCUGGAGGCCAAGAAUUGAUAGAUGAUUCACCUCAGCUAUACUGGCUUUGUAUUACAUUCCUUGCUUUCGACGUCGUAUUUGUUCUGAUUUGUGUUGCCAUUGCGUGUCUUGUUGGUGUUGCAAUUUGCUGCUGUCUGCCUUGCAUAAUUGCCAUCUUGUAUGCGGUUACCGAUCAGGAAGGAGCUACUAAGGAAGAGAUCGAACGCUUACCGAAGUACAAAUUUAACAGAACGGGUGAUGUCGAGAAAGUGAAUGGUGAUCUUCAAGAAUCUACCGGAGGAAUGAUGACUAAAUGUGACACUGAUGCACCGACGGAGCGUUUUCUUCGGUCUGAGGAUUCUGAGUGUUGCAUCUGCCUCUCUGCUUACGAAAACGGAACCGAGCUACGAGAACUUCCCUGUAACCACCAUUUUCACUGCAACUGCAUCGACAAAUGGUUGCACAUGAAUGCUACCUGCCCUCUCUGCAAGUUCAACAUCUUGACGCCGAACGGUUCCGGUAGCGAAGAAGUGUGACGAUGUGUACGAGCCAUGAAACACAGACACCAAACUUAAAAUCAUCAUGUUUUGGCUUUGAUGGCCAGUGAAAGAAGGGACCAUAUUUGAAAGGAUCCUCCAGGUGAAGAGAGUUUGUUCGGAAGCUGCUGCUUUUGUUUAGUUCAUGUUCGUACGUGUGUGUGUGUGUAUAUAUAUAUAUAUAUAUAUAUAUAUGCGUGUGUGUAUGUGUGUUAUUAGGCUAAAAACAAAUGUUGAGUUUUUGUUCCUAAGUCUUGUAAACUGUUGUAAUGACAAUGCUACAUACUCAAUACUCACAUAUCUAUAUAUAUAUAUAAAGAAUGUAGCGACCAACUUUCUGCAUA
Messenger RNA from Cucurbita pepo subsp. pepo (vegetable marrow), 1766 nucleotides. Its product is annotated as E3 ubiquitin-protein ligase At4g11680. Gene Ontology annotation, biological process: protein ubiquitination; ubiquitin-dependent protein catabolic process. The record is from RefSeq and is a predicted model, not a curated record. Lineage: Eukaryota; Viridiplantae; Streptophyta; Magnoliopsida; Cucurbitales; Cucurbitaceae. Gene Ontology annotation, molecular function: ubiquitin protein ligase activity. Gene Ontology annotation, cellular component: plant-type vacuole.